AGACAGUUAGCCAGCCCAGAACAGAUUGUUCUUGUUUUGGAGGGGAAUCAUAUCAGUGGCCCCAAUUAGCCUCAGAAGCAUUUUGUGUUCUUUCCAGCAGUAUAUGGAUAUUCCAGUUUCUCCACAGAGUUUCUUAUGAGAAAUCGUUAUUCUUCUGAAGGUUGUUCCAGGGAACAUGGCUACUGCAAUUAGGGAGGUGGGAGUUUGGAGACAGACCAGAACACUCCUACUGAAGAAUUAUUUAAUUAAAUGUAGGACUAAAAAAAGUAGUGUUCAGGAAAUUCUUUUUCCACUUUUCUUUUUAUUUUGGUUAAUAUUAAUUAGCAUGAUGCAUCCAAAUAAGAAAUAUCAUGAAGUACCUGAUGUGGAACUUCAUCCUCUGGACAAAUUUAUCCUCUCUAACCUAGUUCUUGGAUAUACUCCGGUGACUAAUAUUACAAGGAACAUCAUGCAGAAAGUGUCUACUGAGCACCUUCCUGAUGUCAUAAUUACUGAAGAAUAUGCAAAUGAAAAAGAAAUGAUAACAUCUAGUCUCUCAAAGUCUAGCAACUUCGUAGGUGUGGUUUUCAAAGAUUUUAUGUCCUAUGAACUUCGUUUUUUCCCUGAUAUGAUCCCAGUAUCUUCUGUUUAUAUGGAUUCAAGAGCUGGCUGUUCAAAAUCAUGUGAGGCUGCUCAGUACUGGUCCUCAGGGUUCACAGUGUUACAAGCAUCCAUAGAUGCUGCCAUUAUACAGUUGAAGACCAAUGUUUCUAUUUGGAAAGAGCUGGAGUCAACUAAAGCUGUUAUUAUGGGAGAAACUGCUGUUAUAGAAAUAGAUACCUUUCCCCGAGGAGUAAUUUUAAUAUACUUAGUUAUAGCAUUUUCACCUUUUGGAUACUUUUUGGCAAUUCAUAUUGUAGCAGAAAAAGAAAAAAAGAUAAAAGAAUUUUUAAAGAUAAUGGGACUUCAUGACACUGCCUUUUGGCUUUCCUGGGUUCUUCUGUAUACAAGUUUGAUUUUUCUUAUGUCCCUCCUUAUGGCAGUUAUUGCAACAGCUUCUUUGUUAUUUCCUCAAAGUAGCAGCUUUGUGAUAUUUCUACUUUUUUUCCUUUAUGGAUUAUCAUCUGUAUUUUUUGCUUUAAUGUUGACACCUCUUUUUAAAAAAUCAAAACAUGUGGGAAUAGUUGAAUUUUUUGUCACUGUGGCUUUUGGAUUUGUCGGCCUUUUGAUAGUUCUCAUGGAAAAUUUUCCCAAGUCAUUAGUGUGGCUCUUCAGUCCUUUCUGUCAGUGUACUUUCUUGAUCGGUAUUGCACAGGUCAUGCAUCUAGAAGAUCUUAAUGAAGGUGCUUUAUUUUCUAAUUUGACCGAAGGCCCAUAUCCUCUAAUUAUUACUAUUAUCUUGCUAGCACUUAAUAGUGUAUUCUAUGUCCUCGUAGCUAUCUAUCUUGAUCAAGUCAUUCCAGGGGAAUUUGGCUUACGAAGAUCAUCUUUUUAUUUCCUGAAGCUGUCAUAUUGGUCAAAGAGCAAAAGAAAUUAUAAGGAGUUAUCAGAGGGCAAUGUCAAUGGAAGUAUUAGUUUUAGUGAAAUUAUUGAGCCCGUUUCUUCAGAAUUUAUAGGAAAAGAAGCCAUAAGAAUCAUUGGUAUUCAGAAGACACAUAGAAAGAAAGGUGAAAAUGUGGAGGCUUUGAGAAAUUUGUCUUUUGACAUCUAUGAGGGUCAGAUAACUGCCUUACUUGGCCACAGUGGGACAGGAAAAAGUACAUUGAUGAACAUUCUUUGUGGAUUGUGCCCACCUUCUGAUGGAUUUGCUUCUAUAUAUGGAUACAGAGUCUCAGAAAUAGAUGAAAUGUUUGAAGCAAGAAAAAUGAUUGGCAUUUGUCCACAGUUAGAUAUACACUUUGAUGUUUUGACAGUAGAAGAAAAUUUAUCAAUUUUGGCUUCAAUCAGAGGAAUACCAGCCAACAAUAUAAUUCAAGAAGUGCAGAAGGUUUUACUAGAUUUAGACAUGCAGGCUAUCAAAGAUAACCAAGCUAAAAAAUUAAGUGGUGGUCAAAAAAGAAAGCUGUCUUUAGGAAUUGCUGUUCUUGGAAAUCCAAAGGUACUAUUGCUAGAUGAGCCGACAGCUGGAAUGGACCCCUGUUCUCGUCAUAUUGUUUGGAAUCUUUUAAAAUACAGAAAAGCCAACCGGGUGACUGUGUUUAGUACUCAUUUCAUGGAUGAAGCUGACAUUCUUGCUGAUAGGAAAGCUGUCAUAUCACAAGGAAUGUUGAAAUGUGUUGGUUCUUCAAUUUUCCUCAAAAGUAAAUGGGGUAUCGGCUACCGCCUGAGCAUGUAUAUAGACAGAUACUGUGCCACAGAAUCUCUUUCUUCACUGGUUAGACAGCAUAUACCUGGAGCUACCGUAUUGCAACAAAAUGAUCAACAACUUGUAUAUAGCUUACCUUUCAAGGACAUGGACAAAUUUUCAGGUUUGUUUUUUGCUCUAGACACUCACUCAAAUUUGGGUGUUAUUUCUUACGGUGUUUCCCUGACGACUUUAGAAGAUGUGUUCUUAAAGCUGGAAGUUGAAGCAGAAAUUGACCAAGCAGAUUAUAGUGUAUUUACUCAGCAGCCACCAGAAGAGGAAAUGGAUUCAAAAUCUUUUGAUGAAAUGGAACAGAGUUUACUUAUUCUUUCUGAAACUAAGGCUUCUCUGGUGAGCACCAUGAGCCUUUGGAAGCAGCAGGUGUAUACAAUAGCAAGGUUUCAUCUCCUUACCUUGAGACGUGAAAGUAAAUCAGUGAGAUCAGUGUUGCUUCUGCUUUUAAUAUUUUUCACAGUUCAGAUUUUUAUGUUCUUGGUACAUCACUCUUUUAAAAAUGCUGUGGUUCCCACCAAACUUGUUCCAGACUUAUAUUUCCUUAAACCCGGAGAUAAACCUCAUAAGUACAAAACAAGUCUGCUUCUUCAAAAUUCUACUGACUCAGAUAUCGAUGAUCUUAUUAGCUUCUUCACAAAGCAGAACAUAAUGGUGACGAUGUUUAAUGACAGUGACUAUGUGUCUGCUGCUCCUCACAGUGCAGCUUUGAAUGUGAUGCAUUCCGAGGAGGACUAUGUUUUUGCAGCUGUCUUCAACAGUACAAUGGUUUACUCUUUACCUGUAUUGAUGAAUAUUAUUAGUAACUACUAUCUCUAUCAUUUAAAUGAGACUGAAACCAUUCAAAUCUGGAAUACUCCAUUCUUUCAAGAAAUUACUGACAUAGUGUUUAAAGUUGAGCUGUAUUUUCAAGCAGCUUUGCUUGGCAUCAUUGUUACUGCAAUGCCACCGUACUUUGCCAUGGAAAAUGCAGAGAAUCAUAAGAUCAAAGCUUAUACUCAAUUGAAACUUUCAGGUCUUUUACCAUCUGCAUAUUGGAUUGGACAAGCUAUUGUUGAUAUCCCCUUAUUUUUUGUUGUUCUUAUUUUAAUGCUAGGAAGUUUAUUUGCAUUUCAUUAUGGAUUAUAUUUUUAUGCAGUGAAGUUCCUUGCUGUGGUUUUUUGCCUUACCGGUUAUGUUCCAUCAGUUAUUCUGUUCACUUAUAUUGCUUCUUUCACCUUUAAGAAAAUUUUAAAUACCAAAGAAUUUUGGUCAUUUAUCUAUUCUGUGACAGCUUUGGCUUGUAUUGCAGUCACUGAAAUAACUUACUUUAUGGGAUACACGGUUACAGUUGUUCUUCAUUAUACCUUUUGUAUAGCCAUUCCAAUCUAUCCACUUCUAGGUUGCUUGAUUUCCUUCAUAAAGGUUUCUUGGAAGAACAUACGAAGAAGUGGAGACACCUAUAAUUCAUGGGAUAGGCUUUUGGUGGCUGUUAUAGCGCCUUACCUGCAGUGUGUAUUGUGGAUUUUCCUCUUACAGUACUAUGAGAAAAAAUAUGGAGGCAGAUCAAUAAGAAAGGACCCAUUCUUCAGGACCUUUUCAACAAAGUCCAAAAAUAGGAAAUUUCCAGAACCACCAAACAAAGAGGAUGAAGAUGAUGAUGUCAGAGCUGAAAGACUAAAGGUCAAAGAGUUGAUGAGUUGCCAGUGCUGUGAGGAGAAACCAGCCAUUAUGGUCAGCAAUUUGCAUAAAGAAUAUGAUGACAAGAAAGAAUUUCUUCUUUCAAGGAGAGUAAAGAAAGUGGCAACUAAAUACAUUUCUUUCUGUGUGAAAAAAGGCGAGAUCUUGGGACUGUUGGGUCCUAAUGGCGCAGGCAAAAGCACAAUUAUUAAUAUUCUGGUUGGUGAUAUUGAACCAACUUCAGGCCAGGUAUUUCUAGGAGAUUAUUCUUCAGAUGCAACUGAAGAUGAUUCUAUUAAAUGUAUGGGUUACUGUCCUCAGAUAAACCCACUGUGGCCAGAUAUUACAUUACAGGAACAUUUUGAAAUUUAUGGAUCUAUAAAAGGAAUGAGUACGAGUGACAUGAAAGAAGUUAUAAGCCGAAUAACAAAUGUACUUGAUUUAAAAGAACAUCUUCAGAAAACUAUAAAGAAAUUGCCUGCAGGAAUUAAGCGAAAGCUGUGUUUUGCUCUAAGCAUGCUGGGGAACCCUCAGGUCACUCUGCUAGAUGAACCAUCCACAGGUAUGGACCCUAAAGCCAAACAGCACAUGUGGCGAGCAAUUCGAACUGCUUUUAAAAACAAAAAGCGGGCUGCUAUUCUGACCACUCAUUAUAUGGAGGAGGCAGAGGCUGUUUGUGAUCGAGUGGCUAUCAUGGUGUCUGGGCAGUUAAGAUGCAUUGGGACAGUACAACAUCUUAAGAGCAAAUUUGGAAAAGGCUACUUUCUGGAAAUUAAAUUAAAGGAUUGGAUAGAAAACCUAGAAGUAGACCGCCUUCAAAGAGAAAUUCAGUAUAUUUUCCCAAAUGCGAGCCGCCAGGAAAGUUUUUCUUCUAUUUUGGCUUACAAAAUUCCUAAGGAAGAUGUACAGUCCCUUUCACAAUCUUUUUCUAAACUGGAAGAAGCUAAACAUACUUUUGCCAUUGAAGAAUAUAGCUUUUCUCAAGCAACGUUGGAACAGGUUUUUGUAGAGCUCACUAAAGAACAAGAGGAAGAAGAUAACAGUUGUGGCACUUUAAACAGCACACUUUGGUGGGAAAGAACACAUGAAGACAGAGUAGUAUUUUGAAUUUUUACCUCUCAAUCUGUUUAUGGAAGUUAUUUCUUCUUCACUUUAUUUUAACUUUGGUUUAAGAAGUUUACUAUUUAAGUGGCAACUGGAGAACCUGAAAGCACUUGGGAUUUUCCUCAACUCCACAAUUCAAAUGCUAUGGUUUUGUGUUUUGCUUUUCUUUAAAUAAAACUUGUGUAUAAUUAAGUUAACCUGCAUGUUUGUAUCUGAGCUAUAAUGAACUGUGGUC
This is a messenger RNA of Tupaia belangeri chinensis (Chinese tree shrew), 5333 nucleotides long. RefSeq names its product ATP binding cassette subfamily A member 5 (gene ABCA5). Gene Ontology annotation, cellular component: membrane; late endosome. NCBI's taxonomy places the organism in Eukaryota, Metazoa, Chordata, Mammalia, Scandentia, Tupaiidae. Gene Ontology annotation, molecular function: ABC-type transporter activity; ATP binding; ATP hydrolysis activity. Gene Ontology annotation, biological process: lipid transport; transmembrane transport. The transcript has 40 exons. The coding region runs from base 176 to 5101 and encodes 1641 amino acids. The record is from RefSeq and is a predicted model, not a curated record.